GAGUAUUCGAUAAUUUCCGGAAGAUAAGAUGAUUGGGGUUUACAUUUUGUUGUAAGCGGGGGGUCUAUCCUGCGCAAAAUCUUUCCCAAUUCUACCGAACUGCGCAGACUUGCAUGUGCUGGGUAGGAAGUUAUCUUAUGAAAAUUUAAUUAACCUGAACAGAAAUGGUCAUGGAAGAACCCUGUCCACAGUGGGUUGGCCGAGAGUUUGUCCGGCAGUAUUACACCAUUAUGAACGAAGCCCCAAACUUUUUGCACAGGUUUUACAGUAACAAUUCAAGCUUUGUUCAUGGUGGUAUUGAGAAAGUUGGCGAAGAACAGCAACCUGUUGUGGGUCAAGAUAACAUCCAUAAGAAAAUUUUAUCUCUGAACUUCAGUGAUUGUCGAACAAAGAUCCGCCAGGUAGACAGUCAAUUUACGGUAUCAAAUGCAGUGUUAAUUCAAGUUACAGGGGAACUAUCCAAUUAUGGCCAGCCAAUGCGCCGUUUCAUGCAAACUUUUGUAUUGGCGCCGCAGUCACCCAAAAAAUAUUAUGUCCAUAAUGACAUAUUUCGUUACCAGGAUGAAGUAUUUCCAGAUUCUGAAUCUGAUGUAGAAAAUUUUGAAAGUGGUGGCUCUGAGCAGGAAAACACUGAAACUGUUACUCAAACAGGACCAAUACAAGAAUCGGUAUCACAAUAUUAUGAGCCGCCAUCUGUUUUAAGUAAUGGAAAUGCUGAUAUAGAUGAAGGACCAGAUUCACCUGCUGAGAAAUCGGUGGAAGAAGAACCCAAGGAAGAAGUUGUUGAAGAGCCAGUAUCAGAGCCGGAGAAAGAACUGGAAAUCAAGACCCCAGAGCCAGAACCUGUUCCAGAGGCACCUGUGGAACCAAAGCCAGUUUCUUGGGCAAGUUUGGCCAGCAAGAAUGCUCCUCCAUCUCAGCCAUCAACCACUAGUGCAGGGCCUGCAGGUCAUGCCCAGCCUUUAGGGAAAACUCAAGCUACACGGAGUGAUGUUAAAUUGGAUAUGAAUCAAGGUCCACAACCUCAGAGGGCUCGGAACCCAAGAGAACGUAUACGAGAACGAGAGAGAACAAGUGCAAGUAGGACUGAUGAUGGGGAUUCCGACAGUCUCAGUGGUCGCAGAGGGUCAAGAUAUCCUGACAGUCAUCAACUCUUUGUUGGCAACUUACCGCACAACAUUACUGAGAAAGAACUGCGAACCUAUUUUGAAAAUUAUGGCCGUGUUGUUGAACUUAGAAUUAACACGAAGAGUGGAGGUGGAAAAUUACCUAACUUCGGUUUUGUGGUUUUUGAUACUGCAGAACCUGUACAGCAUAUUUUAAGUGUUAAGCCCAUCAAAUACAAUGGUGAGCAUAGGCUGAAUGUGGAAGAAAAGAAACCUCGUGGUGCUGGCGGAAGUGGUCCAGAAGGUGGAAGACCAAUGAGUGGAAGAGGUGGUCGUGGUGCUCUUGGAAGUGGCACUGCACGAGGUAGCAUCAUGGGUGGCAACAUGAGUGGUGGCCGUGCUGGCAUCCGGCCUUCAUCUGGUGGUGGAAACAGACAAGACAACCGACUAGGUGGUCUUGGUAGUGCUGGUGGACGUGGUGGUCCAGGAACUGGAGGUGGUGGUGGUGGUGCACGACGCUGAGUUAAAAUAGUUUCUGGUGCUUCAUGGAAGUAUGCAAUUCUGACUGGAAAGAAAAAUAGAUUACAAGGUGUAUAUGGUGAAGUUGUAUCGUUUUGCAUGUCCAAAUGGUCGUCAAAGCAACUGGCUGUAUGUGUCUUGUAUCAACUUGUGAAACCAAGAUAAUUCCUAUUUCAUAUGCAAGUUUAUGUGAACAUUUCAGCAAGACUUGCAUCUUACUAAAAGAUAGGGGGAAAAAAAAAAAGAAAACCCCAUUUUAUUCUAAACUGAAGAAAGAAAAGCUUAUGAAGCUACAUAAUCUUUUUCACACUUGACAGAUAUUAGGUUUACAUUUCUUUUUAUCCCCCUCCACUCUUUAUUUAAAAAAAAAUUUUCCACUCCCAGUUAAAUAAAACCCAGAUGACAAAUAAAACCAGUUGAAUAACUAUCAGCAUAUUGGUUUUUUUAAAACAAAAAUGUCUUCAGUGUGCAGAACAGUUCUUGUUGGUUUACUCUGAUCAUCUGUUAAAAUUAACUUAUCUGUCAAUUUCUUUCUUUUAUCCAAUCUAUAAGAGAUGAAAAGGAAAUUCUGUCAUUUCACUUGAACAAUCACUAGCAGAAUUGCAUAUUUUCUUCGUAGAAAUAUUGGAUCGUUGGAUACUAUGCCCUUAUCACCAGUGGCGAUUGCUAGUUGUAACUUUUUUUUUCAACUGGAAACAAAAAACAAAAAAAAAAAAUAAAUGUCAGAGUUUACAAGUGUAAAAUAAUUAACAUUACCCAAGCAUUAUUUUCUUACUGUUAAAAUAAAAGCGGUUUUUAAAUGUA
Messenger RNA from Octopus bimaculoides (California two-spot octopus), 2429 nucleotides. Its product is annotated as ras GTPase-activating protein-binding protein 2. Gene Ontology annotation, molecular function: mRNA binding. Gene Ontology annotation, cellular component: cytosol; ribonucleoprotein complex. The record is from RefSeq and is a predicted model, not a curated record. Lineage: Eukaryota; Metazoa; Mollusca; Cephalopoda; Octopoda; Octopodidae.